Molecule: messenger RNA, 1944 nt
Organism: Haemonchus placei
Lineage: Eukaryota; Metazoa; Nematoda; Chromadorea; Rhabditida; Trichostrongylidae
Source: the annotation of a GenBank genome assembly
AUGUCGGAAUCACGCCUUCAGGAUGAGGAGCGACUACGGAGGCGCCGAGUCCAACAGCCACCUCCAGAACUGGAACAGGAGCAUGCUUUGUCAUCGAAGUAUGAAAGCCUCAAUUAUGAAGUGUCUGAGAACCAGCUAUAUCGGGAGGAAGAAGCUAAACCGAGUCAUCAUGUGAAGCUGUGGCGACGUUCACGUAAUCGAUGGAUUGUCUGUUUCUUCAUAGGAAUUUUCACAGCUCUAGUAGCUGCAUUGAUCGAUAUCAUGCUACAUUACAGUCAAGAGAUCAAGUUUGGAUUCAUAAUCAAAAAUCUGUUGUCGAACUGCGAUAAGGAAACCGAGCUUACUGGUGAUGGCUGUAUGUGGAAGGUGGUAACAGCAUGGAUUUGUUAUAAUUGCUUACUUGUUGGAAUCGCUGGAUGCUUGGUUAUUUUCUGGGCACCAAUUGCUGGAGGCUCGGGAAUUCCGCAGAUAAAAUGCUUCCUGAAUGGUAUCCAAAUACCAGAGGUUGUAAAAUUGAAAACCCUCGUCUCUAAAGCAAUCGGAGUUGCAUGCGCUGUGGGUGGAGGCUUAUCAGCGGGAAAGGAAGGUCCGAUGAUUCACUCUGGCGCUGUUGUGGGUGCCGGUAUUUCUCAGGGUCGAUGUCAGUCUCUACAUUUUGAUACUGGCUUAUUCAAAGAGUUCCGGAAUGAUCGAGAGCGUCGUGACUUUGUUUCGGCCGGUGCCGCUGCUGGAGUUGCAGCAGCCUUCGGUGCGCCCAUUGGUGGUGUUCUUUUUUCACUAGAGGAAGGUGCAAGCUUCUGGAAUCAGAAUCUAACUUGGAGAAUGUUUUUCUCCGCGAUGAUCUCUGCCUUCACUGUCAAUUCAAUUCUUAGCUGGUUUAAUGGUCGCAGUGGAUGGCUAUCUUGGACAGGGUUGGCAAACUUUGGUGUCUUCGAGAACAAGAAUUACAACAUUUGGGAGAUUCCACUGUUCUUGGCUAUUGGGGUUAUUGGUGGCUUGACGGGUGCUCUAUUCAAUCAUCUCAAUUCCAGGCUGACAGAAUUCAGGAAGAAAUAUGUAUCGAAUAAAUGGCAGCGAUUACUGGAGUGUCUGCUGGUAGCUGCAAUAUCCGCUUUUGCUGGCUUCAUUACCAUUUUCCUAGUUGAUGACUGUCAGCCCGUCGGUGUGAAUCCUAACGUCACCGAAGUUAAUCAGAUGUGGUGCAAAAAGGGGGAAUACUCCGCGGUGGCGAAACUUUUCUUCCAGAAUCCAGAAGAAAGUGUGAAAGCACUCUUUCAUAGCCCCAUAAAUUCAUUUCGGCCAUGGACUUUAUUGAUUUUCUCGAUGGAAUAUUAUAUGCUUACAAUGUGGACGUUUGCUUUACCGGUACCUGCAGGAGUUUUCAUUCCUGCAAUUUUGACCGGAGCGGCUUGGGGUCGUUUAUUUGGAAUAGGCGUUGGCCGCGCUUUCCCAACUAUUACAGGUAUUGAUCCUGGAAAGUAUGCAUUGGCUGGAGCGGCUGCACAAUUGGGAGGCAUAGUACGAAUGACGAUAUCGCUUACAGCUAUAAUUAUGGAGGCUACAAAGGUUUUCUAUUCUGACAUGGAUGGACUCGAGGGUAUUGACCGAGCUGGAAGAGUUCGACUCAGUGAUUUCUUUGACGAGGAUGUACAGCAGGACAAAUCUGUUGAUUCUCUGAGGUUAUCGCCUUUGGAUGAACAGUGUUGGAUGGAUCUCGAACCUUUCAUCCAUCCUCAUCCUCAUCGUGUUCCCCUCAACGCUUCCUUGCCGUUUAUUUUUCAACUAUUCCGAGGACUUGGAUUGCGUUUCCUCGCUGUCGUUAACGAUGAUAAUAAGCUACGCGGUAUCAUCACUCGAAAGGACGUCGCUCGAUUUAGAGAACGCCGUUCGAAUAGAAAAUAUCAAGUCCAGGAAUUGUAUAUUGCUGAAGAUAGAACGAAUUGA